Molecule: messenger RNA, 2057 nt
Organism: Cucumis sativus (cucumber)
Lineage: Eukaryota; Viridiplantae; Streptophyta; Magnoliopsida; Cucurbitales; Cucurbitaceae
Exons: 8
Coding region: 118-1863 (581 amino acids)
Source: RefSeq, a predicted model, not a curated record
CUCUCUCUCUCCUUCACCAAAGACCUUCAAUGGAAUUCUCUUUGACUCCUCAGAAAAUGGCUGAGUUUCAAAUUUCAAAUUCUUCAACUAUGUUCCUUUGAUUUUGGUUUACUAUCAAUGGCCUCCUCUGCUUUCAAAUCCACCACCAAGAGGACCCCGAUCGGAGCAUCUGUUCCUUCAAAUGAUGACUCCGCUUCCUCUAAUCGUACUUCCUUUCACCGCCGUUCUCGAAGUCUUAGCCGCUUUUCCCACCCUCUGCCGUCCUCUCCCAUUGACAAGGUCUUCGGUGAGGCUUCACCAGCUCCUCGUGGUAGGUUUGUCAACACUUCCAGAGGCUCGGGGUUCCCUGAGAUCAGUCUCGAUGAUUUAGCGGUCGAAUUCUUUGGUUCUACUGAUCGAGGGCGGUCUGCUGCGAGAAGCUCUGAGUUGAGUGGUGCUAUGAAUUCUUCUGUGGCUUCGAAUAGGCGAGGGAGGUCGGUUUCGAGACACGGUGGCGGUAAAACUAGUGGCGGUGGUUGUGAGAACAAAGGAAGAGGUGGUUCUAGUGUUUCUGGGGGGAAAGUGGUUCCUGAAAGUAAUUCAAGGAGAAGACGCUCUCUCUCGGUGGUUCGUUACCAGAUUAGCGAUUCGGAGAGUGACGAUCGAUCUCAGAGUUCUGGAACUCGUGUCAAAGAAAAGAGCUUUGGUAUUGGAAAUAAACAGAAACCAAUAUCCCACAAGACUGAUGACUCGAGCCGUAGACCAACAUUGCGAAGAUCUCUUAGCCAGAAUGAUUUUAAGUGCCAUGAUGGCUAUUCAAGCCAUUCUUCAGUUCUAACUGAUGAUGAAGGGAAGGAUGCUUCCUUCGGUAAUAGUGUAAUCGAGAAGACCAUGCGAUCAAUUUAUGCAAGAAAGGCAAAGCAGGCCAAUGGGGGUGUUGUUGACAAUGGGUUGUAUGAAGCAAUGCGGAAAGAACUUAGGCAUGCUGUGGAAGAGAUAAGGGUGGAACUUGAGCAGGAAAUGGUGAACAGAAAUUCGUCGGUUGAAACUUUCAGUGAUGACUUGCUUUCAAGUGAUUCUGGUGUUCGUCACCAUACAUCUCCAUUUACAAGAAAUUAUUCAGCAAAACAAGAACAGCCAGAGAAGCGUAGAGAUUCAUUGGGUAAGAUGGUGAUGGAGAAGCAACGUGGUCAAGAUCUUGCAAAGAUGGUUAAAAAUUUGCCUCCUGAUCUGAAGAAUGUUGUUGCAGAUAACUCCUCACGGACCAGAAAGAGGAGCAAAGAUAGAAGUAGGAUGUCUAAACGAUUGAGCGAGGAGGCUGAAAAAUACAUUGAGGACUUCAUUUCCAAUGUCGAAGACACAGAUAUUUCAUCUCUUGAUGGCGAUAGGAGCGACACUAGUUCUUCUUUAGGGGGAAAAGUAAAACCAAAUUUCAAAAUUCCAGCAGCCAGCAGAUAUGUGCCUCCUGGAAUGGAUGGUGUCCUACUUCCAUGGUUGCAGUGGGAAACCAGUAAUGAUGCUACACCUUAUCCUCGAAAGAACAUGUUCGAACCACCUACAACUCCGCAAACUUUUCCAUGGGAUGUAAAUCAGGAUACAAGCAAUGCACAAGAUCUAUGCAAUCAUUCUGGUAGCAGCCAAGGGAGUUGGAGCCCUGGAGUUACGAUUGGCCUUUCUGGGAAAGUUGUUGAAGAUAAUGGAAGUAGAUUCAAAGGACUUGGUAAGUAUCAGAACCAAUCCUAUUCGGAAUCAAGAGAAACUCGGUUCGAUAUAGACGAAUAUUUAAAGCGUCCAAGCAGUGAAGAUUUCCUCUUAGAAAGAUGGAAGCAACAGCACAAAGUCACCUGCAGUGGUCUCUUGCUUUGUAAUCGUCUAUUUCUAUAGGCCCUUUAAUUUCUUCACAUAAUUUUUUUCUUCUUUUUUUGUCUUCCCACAAUGUGUGAGGCGGAGAAACGAACCUUUGAGAUGGGGAAUCAAAAUCAAUAGUGCAAGUUUUAUGCGUUGGCGAGUUGUAAAUUAGAAUUCUAUUUAGUUAAGUUAUAAAUUUAGGCAUUAUAAGAAUUUUCUUCUUGAUGUAA